Messenger RNA from Klebsormidium nitens, 2867 nucleotides. The record is from the annotation of a GenBank genome assembly. Lineage: Eukaryota; Viridiplantae; Streptophyta; Klebsormidiophyceae; Klebsormidiales; Klebsormidiaceae.
UGAUGAUCAUGAUGCGACUCUGACUCUGAGGACAACGACGCAGCUCAGGGGGGAACGAUGGGGAGCCUCGGCGGGCUUCUCCCCCCCAUGUUCGCAUCACGUGUUGCCUGUCGGGCAACCCUGCGGCCCCCUCUGGCGGCAAUCCAGCUGCGGCCGUCCUUGGUUUGCUCCAGCUUCGUUGGGACGCGAGUGGUGCAGCCUGCCCCGCCGCGCCAGGUUGGUCGGCGCACCGCUGGGCUGAGCGUGCGUGCGCUGUACUACAAGCUGGGGCGGCCAAAGAAGCGGAAGAAGGAGUUCUGGGAGAAAAAGGACGAGCGCUACAAGACGGUGAAUGAGACGCUGGUGUAUUGGCCGUACCUGGACCAGGCGCAUGGCAGGAAGCAGGGCGGGGAGCACGGCACCGGCAGCCGGGACAAGGGUGACCGUGGCCCGCACCCGCAUGACCAGGACGGAAGCGCUCCUGUGGGCAGAGCAGCUCCAGCCAGCCUGCCUGCUGGUACCACCGUGUGGCGCCUGACGCAGACGGGGCGCAGCCUGUGGGAGAAGCUGAGGGUGUUGCCUCCGGGGGCUGUGCAGAAUUUUCUUCGGGCCAAAGCGCAGGAGACUGUGGUGACAGACAGGGACAUGGCAUGUGUCGUCAGAAGCUUGAAGUAUGACAACGACUGGGACAGACGGGCCAAGGUGCUAGAGUGGUGGCAGGCGGAGGGCGCCUGGCCCUUUGGCCCCCCCCAGUGGAGUGCGCUGGUGGAGAGCGAGUGCCGCGGCGGGCGCGUUGCGGCGGGGCUGGCAGCCUACCAGCGCAUGCGCGCAGCGGGGCAGCAGCCAUGCGAGGCCACCUUUGUGGCGCUCAUCACUGCGCUGGGGCACCACGGCAGGGCGCACCAAGCGGAGGCGCUGUUCCAGGCCAUGAAGCAGGAGGGCUUCCCCCAGGGCGUGCGCACCUACACUGCUCUGUUGGCAGCGUACGCUCGGGCCGGCAACGCGGCUGCAGCGGAGCAGGUCUUCCACGACCUGCAGCGCGAAGCGGGCGUGCCCCCCAACGUGGUGGCCUGCAAUGCGCUGAUGCAUGCGUACUCACGCGCGCACCGCCCCGCGGAUGCGGCCCGCGUGAUGCGCGGCAUGCUGGCCAACAAGGUGCGCCCCAACAUGACCACCUACAACACGCUGCUCGACGCCUACGCCAGGGUGGGCAGCGUGGCUGGUGCGGAGGCGGUGCUGGCGGCGCUGCAGGCGGCAGGCUACGGCCCCAGCGCAGUCACGUACACCACGCUGCUGGCGCUGUACGGCCGCACAGGCCAGCUGGCGCGCGCAGAAGCGGUGUUUGCCGUGAUGCGCGAUACUGGCUGCCGGCCUGGCCUGCCCGCCAUCACAGCCCUGCUGGCAGCCUACGGCAGGGCGGGCUGCCCCGACAAGGCGGAGCACUACUUCCGUCAGAUCCAGGCCGAGCUGGGGGUCACUCCGGACCUGCGCGCGUACAACGCCCUCCUUGAUGCAUACGGCAAGGCGGGCGAUGUUCGCAAGGUGGAGCGGGUGCUGACUGGCAUGCCCGCUACCGGGGUGUCUCCCUCUGCCGCCAGCUGGACGAUCCUGCUGGACACGUAUGGCAAGGCGGGCCGCCUUACUGAGGCUGCGGCCGUCCUGGAGCGCAUGGCCGCCGCGGGCAUCACCCCCGGCGUGGUGGAGUACACGGCACUGCUGGACGGGUACGUGAAGGCGGGCGACUUCACGGCGGCUGGCGCGCUGCUGGCGCAGAUGCGGGCGGAGGGGCUGCCCCUCACGCAGGAGACGGCGACCGUGCUGCUCGACAUGCACGCACGCACCGGGAACUUCCAGGCGGGCCUGCGCCUUCUGGCCAGCCUGGCUAAAUCGUCCGUGCCCCCUUCUGCCGCCUGCUUCAACGCUCUCCUCAACGGGUACGCUGAGACGGGCCAGGCCGAUGCUGCGGAGCAGCUGGUGGUGCAAAUGACAGCCGCGGGAUGCCUGCCCGACGUGCGCACGUUCAACGCGCUCAUCCGGGCACACAUCAGGGCGGACAGGCUGGCGGACGCGGAGGUGGUGCUGGCCGUCCGCAUGCGCGCCGCAGGCGUCGCCCCCGACCACCGCAGCUACAACCCGCUCAUCCUGGCGUUUGCGCGCGCGGGCCAGCCCGAUCACGUCGCGCGGCUGCUGCGUGCCAUGCGUGCCCGGGACGGCCUCCCGCCCUGCGAGGUGACGCGGUCGGCAGUGUGGGCGGGCGGCCACACCACGCUGACCCCGGCGGUGCUCAAGGAGCUGGGUUUCACUGCGCAACAGGUCGCGGCCAUGCAGCGCAGUGACACCCCUGCGUGAGGCAGGCCCGCCCGGGGCAUGCUCCCGUCGUCAUCUUAUGCGGACAGCAUCCGCAGACCCGGAUCGGCCGUUCACACACCGAAGCGGGGUUUCUGCGAAGGGCAGGCCCAUGUUGCCCGACGGCCCCUGUACCAUCGCAGCAGAGCAGCGCGCGGUGUUCCAGGGCGCACCAUGGCUGGCCGCUGCCCGGACCUGGCAGCAUCACCGCUGCUGGGCCAUCUGCCUUACCGAACCCCUCCUCCUCUCACCUGAGGCUGGCCAUCGCCGGGGUCGCUGGCAUGUGGCACGAACGGCAAGGCGAGGUUGGAGUGGUUCCUACAACGGUGUUGGGGAGGCUUAGUCCGGUCCGCUCCCGAACCGUGGGACCACGCCCCGCCCGUGCCCCGGCCGGAACUGGUCCACCCCGCUUUGGUCUGCACGGGCAGAUAUUUGGCAAGAGUUUUCGCCAGGUCACUCAAAUCCAAUGCCAUGACGAGGGGCGGGAAAGGCAUCAGGGUUCACGAGAAGUGGCCAAGCCUCCCACUCAGCGAUUGGAGGCG